GUUAAGGUAACUAGAGAGAUAGAGAAAGGAAGGAUGGCUCGGUGUUGGUCUAGGUUGUGGGUUAUAGUAAUGGCUUUCUUGGUUAUUGGUGUAGAUUUGAAUGCGUUUGUGACCAAAAGUGAUGGGUGGGAAGCUGCACAUGCGACGUUCUACGGUGAUAUGAGUGGCGGUGAAACCAUGCAGGGAGCCUGUGGAUAUGGCAAUCUAAUAGAACAAGGGUAUGGGCUAGAGACAACAGCUCUAAGCACAACAUUCUUUAACAAUGGCCUUACUUGUGGUGCUUGUUACGAAAUCAUGUGUGACAAUACCUUAACACAAUGGUGCUUCCCAGGCACCGUCCAUGUAACAGCCACCAACUUCUGUCCACCAAACUAUGACAGGCCAGAUGGGAAUUGGUGCAACCCUCCAUUGAAGCACUUUGAUCUCUCCCAGCCUAUGUUCGUCAAGAUUGCACAGUACAAGGCUGGCAUUAUUCCGGUUCAGUAUCGACGAAUCCCAUGCGUCAAGACCGGAGGCUUAAAGUUCGAGAUGAAGGGAAAUCCUUACUGGAUAUUGGUGUUGGUGUACAAUGUUGCCGGUGCCGGUGACAUUAAAGAUGUGAAGAUUAAGGGUUCCAACACAAAUUGGAUACAAAUGUCAAGAAAUUGGGGCCAAAACUGGCAAACUGAUACACAAUUGUUAGGGCAAAGUUUGUCAUUCCAGGUCGCUACUAGUGAUGGUAAGAUGGUGCAGUCUGAUAAUGUUGUACCAAGUGAUUGGAAAUUUGGGCAAACCUUUGAGGGGAAGGAGUUCUGAAGAUAAAUAAAUGGACUUUUACAUGAUUGUGUGAAGUUGUAUUGAGUUUCCUAAAUAAUGUAUUGAACUUGGAAAGCCCGUUUCAGUGAAUAUUAAAUUGAUGUUUUGUUUUGUGCCUUAAA
Molecule: messenger RNA, 917 nt
Organism: Macadamia integrifolia
Lineage: Eukaryota; Viridiplantae; Streptophyta; Magnoliopsida; Proteales; Proteaceae
Product: expansin-A23-like
Exons: 2
Coding region: 34-795 (253 amino acids)
Biological process (GO): plant-type cell wall organization
Cellular component (GO): extracellular region
Source: RefSeq, a predicted model, not a curated record